This is a messenger RNA of Glycine soja, 1689 nucleotides long. RefSeq lists its product as uncharacterized. The coding region runs from base 1 to 1689 and encodes 562 amino acids. Gene Ontology annotation, biological process: meristem development; meristem maintenance. NCBI's taxonomy places the organism in Eukaryota, Viridiplantae, Streptophyta, Magnoliopsida, Fabales, Fabaceae. The record is from RefSeq and is a predicted model, not a curated record. The transcript is spliced from 2 exons.
AUGGAGUCAUCAGAGGACCCCAUCAUCCAAGUCAAAGAUGAACAACUCAUGGUUUCACCAUUAUCCGGUGAAAACCCAGUUCACAGAACUGCUUAUUUCAUCAAACCUUGCGUGGAAGACUCGGCAACUCUUCCUCAUUCCAUGUUCUCUUCUGGAAGAACAGCCACUGUCAAUUCGGACCACGCGAAGUUGCUUGAAGUAAGAUACAAAGGGUGGCAUUACCCAAGUGCAGAAUGGAAUACAUGGGUCCAACAAAUGCAACACAAGUAUGAAUGUGUGUGGAUGAAAGCUGGGAUAGACCAGGCAAUCAAAGCUUCAACUUUUCAAAUCCGUAGGAAUGAUGAGUUGAUCAUUGAGCUUGCACAAAGAUGGUGUUCUAAGACCAACACGUUUGUGUUUCCUUGGGGAGAAGCAACGAUAACAUUGGAGGAUAUGAAAGUUUGUUGGGGUUACUCUGUUAUGGGAGCUCCUAUUUCUAGCCCUCUUGUGAGUGGUGAGGAAAGGGAAAUAGAACAAAAACUUAUAGGAGUUUUUAGGAUGUUUUUCAAAUCUAAGGCCAGAAGGGCGGAUCAUACUCCAUGGAUGAAGCAUUUCAUGAGUAACGAGAGCCGAGUGGAGCAUGAGGCGUUCUUGUCUUUGUGGUUGUCGAGGUUUGUUUUCCCUGGUAGAUCAUAUACAACCAUUUUGAAAAGCACUUUUCCUAUUGCCAUACAUUUAGCAAGAGGGCUUAAACUAGCACUUGCUCCUGCUGUCUUGGCCAGCAUCUACAGGGAUUUGAGUUUGCUAAAUAACAAAAUCAGAAUUGUCGCAACAGUGGAGUUGGAAGUUACUCUGUGGGCUCCUUUUCAGUUGGUUCAAGUAUGGGCAUUGGAGAGAUUUCCAGCUCUGCAGCCGCUCCCCGAUGUAAUUGAGCAAGGCCAACUCUUGAUGACUAAAUGGCACGCCGUGAAAAUGCUGAAAGGAGACAACUUGAAACUGAUUUUGGACUCUGUUGGAGCUGAAAACGGCUUCAUUUGGCACCCUUAUGAGAAUUCUCCAGCUCUUCAGCUUUACAAUGAAAAUGACAUGUGGGUAUGCGAUAAUCCCAAUUUUGAUGAUGAAUUAGAAUCCUUUGCUCGCUGCUUGAGAGUCUCGGAGUUGGUGGGUAUGGAGUGUAUAGAACAGUACUUGCCAAAUCGUGUUGCUAUGCAAUUCGGAAUGGAUCAGGACAUUCCUGGUAUGUUAGCACAUUACAAUGACAAUCCUUGGAUAAAGAGUGGAGGAUCCUAUGGCCCACCACCUGGUUUUACUUCCAAGAUUAAUGCAAAACAAGAAAAAGAUUUUGAUGAAGAGGGAAAGUUGUCAAUUAUUGAAUUAUCCGAUUCUUCUAAUGAAGUUAGAUGUCUUGGUGAUGAAGAAGUUGGAAAUGGCAAGGCUUUGUCUAGUCCUCCAUCUGAUGUUUUUCCAUCAGCAAGUGUUGAAGGAGCAAGAACUGUCAAGGACAAUGGGAACGAAGUUAAAAUUGAGCAUUCAUUUUGUGAUAGAAAUGAUGUUAAUGACAAGGAAGGGGAAGAUGCCAGCCAUCGUAUAGCAAACAUAGCUUCUAAUCUUGAAAGCAGGAUCUGGAAGCUUGAAAGAGUGAUUGCUAAGCUUAAAGCAGCAAAAUUUGGCCAUAAAGUUCAAAAUAUUGGAGUCAAAGCAGAGCCAUAG